This is a messenger RNA of Pogona vitticeps (central bearded dragon), 1083 nucleotides long. RefSeq names its product V-set domain-containing T-cell activation inhibitor 1. Gene Ontology annotation, biological process: regulation of cytokine production; T cell receptor signaling pathway. The record is from RefSeq and is a predicted model, not a curated record. Gene Ontology annotation, molecular function: signaling receptor binding. Gene Ontology annotation, cellular component: external side of plasma membrane. Lineage: Eukaryota; Metazoa; Chordata; Lepidosauria; Squamata; Agamidae.
UGAAAGAAGGUGAAAGAAGGCUGAUAUCGGUGUGGUAUCCAGGGGUUUGAGGAAAGGGGGAAACUUAUCCAAGGUCUUUAUUGCUUGCUUUGUUUAGGGAUGGCGUUUCUUGUGGCUUUCAUUUAUCCUUUGCUGCAGACCUUUCUUAUCUACCAUGUUGGUGCGAUGGAGGUAUUCAGGGUACGUCCAUUCGACAACAUUUCUCUGCCGUGUAAUUUUUCCUUUGUGGACAGCACAGAUGGCUUAUCUUUCUCCUGGGAGAGGGAAGACAUCAAGGAAGAACAUGAAGUUGAAGACAAGGAAUUUUACAAAUUUCUGGUCGGACUCCAGGAUUUUUACCUAUUUUACCCAAAGUUGAUAUACAGCUUUAGCAACAAUAAGGAACAAGUAGAGGAGAGGAAUUCCCUCUAUGAGGGGAGAGUCUGGGUAGACGAGGAGGAGAUCCCCGAGGGCAGCCUGGCCCUCAUAUUGGAGCAAAUACAAUUUUCUGACGAGGCCCUGUACAUAUGUAAAGCUACAAAUGCAAAAGGCAGGGGACAAAGAAAAAUGAAACUCAUUGUGGAAGAUGCUGAAGAACCACAGGUGCAGUUUAGCACCGUUGAUGAGACUCUUGUGGCCAAGUGUAUCUCAACAGGCUGGUACCAUAUGCCAAAGAGAGGAAGUACCAUAAUAUGUAUAGUCACUAUUAAAAAGCAACUGGCAAAGAGCAACUCCUACAGCUUUGACCACACGAAUUCUUCAGUUUGGCACCGUACCCGGGUGCAGCAAGAAAGAAAAACUCACUUGGGGAAAAUCCUCCAUGGUGAAAGGGAGAAGCUAUUUUUAUGAUUGCAUUUGAUGUUCAAAUUAAAAGCAGCCAACACACACCCCUGAAAUAGCAAUAAGGUUUGCACUGUAUUUUGUUCCUGUGCUCAAAGAGAACCUGGAAAUGUCUGAAUAAAGUUCAUCAAAAUAAAACAGGUUGCCUUUGUGUUUUGUAGUUUUUGCAUAUUCUUCCACACAUGUGCCUGUUUCACAUGUGCUGAUAGACAAGUGUGUCUAUGAAUAAGAACAGCAACAACAACAUACUGUACUGUGCUGAUA